This is a messenger RNA of Penicillium diatomitis, 1113 nucleotides long. RefSeq names its product DUF3712 domain-containing protein. The record is from RefSeq and is a predicted model, not a curated record. Bases 1 to 1113 code for a protein of 370 amino acids. The transcript is spliced from 4 exons. Lineage: Eukaryota; Fungi; Ascomycota; Eurotiomycetes; Eurotiales; Aspergillaceae.
AUGGUUAAAGCUGACAUUGAAGAUGGCUCCAGCUCGGACGGUCAUGAAACAGCCAAAGAAUCAUCGGAAAGGCCUUCCGUCUGGAAUCGAUUCGGACGACAUUUCAAGCGAUGGUGGUGGUUGUACUUGGUAGCCUUUUGUUGUUUGUUUUUGAUCAUAUUUCUACCCAUUAUCUAUGUCGGGAUACCUCACUUUGCUAACGACUACAUCAACAAUCACGAAUUCAGCUACGAAGGACUCGCCAUCACCAACCCAGGACCCCACUCCUUUCAAGUCACUCAAUUCGGUUCGUUGAAUUUGGGAGGUGGUUUGACCAGCAGCGGGCAUUUAACGGCCUUCAACGCCAGUCUGCGGGUCCCAGCAACUGAAAAAGAGUUCGCGGUCUUUCCGUUCCCCCGAAUCGAAUUUGGAUAUGAAUCAACUCUCAACAUCGACCACGACGUUGACAUAUCAUGUGUGGAGUGUUUUUCGGAUUUGGCUGUCGCGGCAGUCACCAAUGAAAACUUUGGGUUGCUCGUUACUGGGCAUCCAGGUCUCAAGCUCGGGGCAUUUCCGACAGCGCAUUUAGAUAUCCACAAAUUGAUACAAAUGAAAGGUACAGAGCCUCCUCCGAUGCUGUUAAUUGGCACAAUCUGUGAGCAUUAUGAGACCAAGUUGACAUUGAUUCUCUCGUUAGGUUUCAACACUACCGGCUUCUUGAGCUCCAAUGGAAACCUCAACAUUAUACAGCUGAGCCUAAUGAGCCCCGCGGUCAACGGCUUCAACGUAAAUGCCACAAUUGCCAUGAGAACCGCCAUAGGGUUCACCGUGGAAAUGGGACAUGUCACGUUCAAUCUGACCCUCAAUGGCUCAAAGUUAGGGUAUCUUGACGUACCGAAUCUCAAACUUGAACCGGAUCACACAAGUGCUGUCGUGCUCGGGUACAUCGACGAGUCAAUGCUAAUACGGGAGUUCAUUUGGGGUAAUGGAGACGGCGCGAAUGUGGUUAUUGGGUUCAAGGGCCAUGGAUGUGACUAUAAUGGUGUGGAGAUUCCAUAUUUUGCCGCUGCCAUUAAAGCCAUUGAUGCAUCGGUCACGGUCAACCUGCUACAAUACAUCGGUCUCUUGAAAUAA